Molecule: messenger RNA, 1747 nt
Organism: Dioscorea cayenensis subsp. rotundata (Guinea yam)
Lineage: Eukaryota; Viridiplantae; Streptophyta; Magnoliopsida; Dioscoreales; Dioscoreaceae
Product: PAN domain-containing protein At5g03700-like
Exons: 2
Coding region: 257-1747 (496 amino acids)
Biological process (GO): recognition of pollen
Source: RefSeq, a predicted model, not a curated record
AGACUUUUCUACUUUUUUUUAUCUCACAUUUCCCUUUUAAAGCUUGGUUCCAGGCCAUGCAUCGAUCGUCUAAACCUCACAGUCACAGCCAUUCUUGAUUUUGCUUUCCUAUGCUUUUGUUUUAUAUUCUUUGAGAGAGACAACCAUAUAUCCUUGACAUAUUCGCAGACAAGCAGUCCACAACGCAGCGCAAGGAUUCUAUGAUUUCUAUCUCAAUUAUCCUUUAUAUUAUAAAAGAGCAUAAACCAACAAUCAGAUGAGUGCGAAGAUAAAGCUUCCCAAACUUCUCAAUCUUCUACUACUCUACAUAAUACAUACAACUUCAUGGACUGCUGCAGCAGCUGCAACCUCAUCCUUCUCACAACUCCAGUUAAUCAAUAGAGGCUUCAGUGCAACCCCAAGCCAGUCUCCAUUCCAACCAAUUCUAAAUGAGCCCAGCGGUGUUUUCUCUCUGGGUUUCCUCAAAGUAGGCUCCAGCCAGCUUGACCUUGCAGUCAUCCACCUUCCAUCCCGGCAGCCAGUAUGGCGUGCUAUUCCGGCUAGUCCGGGAAGCUGGGACAACUCCGUCACCUUCUCCUUUAAUGGCAGUUUGGUACUGUCGGAUUCCGGAAAGGGUGUGCUCUGGUCAACUGGUUCUGUGGAUGGUGACACACUUGUCCUCCUCAAUUCCUCCAACCUCCAAAUCCAGAAGGCCGGAGAGCCAGCAGCAUCAGUCCUCUGGCAAAGUUUUGACUUUCCAUCGGACACCAUCAUGCAAGGCCAGAAUUUCACCUCCAAAGCUGCUCUGUUUUCAAAUAACCAAAAGUUCUCCAUGAGCCUUGGCUUUGACUACCUAGCCCUUUACAUGGAGUUCCCUGGAGUGGCCGCGCCUAUGUAUUGGAAGCGCACAGCACUCCAGGCCAAGGCGCUGGAUCAUCCAGGGAAGGGACCGAUCUAUGCGAGGGUCGACCCCACUGGCUUCCUGGGCUUGUACCAGACCGAAGCGGUUCCUGUGGACGUGAUCUCCUUUGAUACAUUCAACAGAGGAAUACCUGACCUCCGGCGCCUGACGCUGGAGUCAGACGGCAACCUCAAAGCAUAUUACUGGAAUGGUUCAUCUUGGGUUUUGGAUUUUAAAGCCAUCCCCGACUCCGAGGCUUGUCAACUCCUCAGUGCUUGCGGCGCAUACGGGCUAUGCCGUUUAGAGGAGCCCAUGUGUGCGUGCCUGGAUAAUACUACGGCAAUUUGUCCCCCCGCAGACUCAGGCAAUCUUUGCAGCAGCGGCAGUAUCAGUAGUGUGGGAGGAGAUGACUACACGGUUUUCAGAACGAAAGGCGUCGAAUUGCCGAACAAGGAGUUGGCAGGCUAUCAAAAAAUGGGAUCUUUGGAAGAUUGCGAGCAGUCCUGUGAGAGGAACUGCAGCUGCUGGGGUGCAGUGUAUAACAACGUCUCCGGCUUUUGCUAUUCAAUUGAUUAUCCGAUCCAGACACUGGUGGAGGCUGGGAAUGUGCAGAAGACGGGGUAUUUCAAGGUGAGGACGAGAGCCAGCAGCAACAGCAAGAGCAAGGCAGGGAUGGUAGUGCUACUUACUGUUGGGGUUUUGGUCUUCUUGGCAGCCGCUGGUUUUGGGGCUUACAGGGUGUGGAACCAAAUUAGGAGGAGAAGCCAGGAUGGGCUGGAUGAGUCUACAGUGGAGUGGCCCUAUAAGGAUCUCAAGUCCGGCUCCUCCUUUCGCUCCAUCGAACUGUCUGAAUCUUUCAGGAAGUGA